Cyprinus carpio (common carp) is the source of this 956-nucleotide messenger RNA. RefSeq names its product exosome component 4 (gene exosc4). Gene Ontology annotation, biological process: U4 snRNA 3'-end processing; poly(A)-dependent snoRNA 3'-end processing; rRNA catabolic process. Gene Ontology annotation, cellular component: cytoplasmic exosome (RNase complex); nuclear exosome (RNase complex); nucleolus. The record is from RefSeq and is a predicted model, not a curated record. Lineage: Eukaryota; Metazoa; Chordata; Actinopteri; Cypriniformes; Cyprinidae.
CAACAAGAAGCUCAGAGAAGAAGCCAGCGCGUGUUAGUGAAUGAACAGAGCUGAUGGCGGGGCUCGAGCUGCUGUCGGAUCAGGGAUACCGUCUAGAUGGACGGAGAGCGUGCGAGCUGCGCAAGGUCCAGGCGCGCACGAGCGUGUUCGCGCAGGCGGACGGAUCCGCGUAUCUGGAGCAGGGCAACACUAAAGCGCUGGCCGUGGUGUACGGACCGCACGAGACGCGAGGCUCUCGCAGUAAAUCUCUGCACGAUCGCGCGGUCAUUAACUGUCAGUUCAGCAUGGCCACGUUCAGCACGGCGGAGAGGAAGAGACGUCCACACGGGGACCGCAAGUCCAGCGAGAUGAGCCUCCACCUCAAACAGACCUUUGAAGCUGCGGUGCUCACCGAGCUCUACCCACGAUCACAAAUCGACAUCUACGUUAAGAUUCUGCAGGCAGACGGUGGGAACUACAGCGCUUGUGUGAAUGCUGCGACUCUGGCUCUGGUGGACGCUGGUAUUCCCAUGCGGGACUAUGUGUGCGCCUGCACUGCUGGCUUUGUGGAGGACACGCCGCUGGCCGAUCUGUGCCACGCUGAGGAGAGCGGAGGAGGAACGUCGCUGGCGCUGGCCCUGCUGCCCCGCAGCGGAAACAUCGCCCUGCUGCAGAUGGACGCCCGGCUCCACCAGGACCACCUGGACGCUUUAAUAGAGGCAGCCAUGACGGCGUGUAAAGGUGUCAGUAAAGUCCUGGACGGCGUUGUGCGUCAGCAUCUAGAAGAGGUUUCAGUUCUGACCAGAGAUUGAGGAGGAGAGAGGCUUUGACCGUGUUAUCAUUUGUAGAAUGAAGCCUACAUUUGGCUGACGUGAUAGAUUUGAACAACAACAAAAAAAUAUGGAUGAAACCUCAUGUAUCAUUUCUACAAAAAACUGUUUUGUAAUAAUAAAGAUUUGAAAGAGUUUCCAUGAAAA